CCUCUCUUUCCCUCUCUCUCUCUCUCUCCUCUUCUCUCUCUCUCUCUCCGGUGAACCUCUCCCGCAAUAUUCGCGCAAAUUUUCCUCCCCGGCUCACAUUCCGAACCGCGAAAGACGCAAAACUUAUCUCAAAAGAUACGGGCAGUAAAAACCCAUAUUUAGAGACGAACAAUCUUCGUGUGUCGUUCGCUUUUCAGGCGAGUUUUCCUGCCGUUACGGCGAAAAGUGCAUGCUUUCCAGUGAAAAAGGCCAAACUUUCUUUUGCUGGUAGGUAAGGCUUGUGUGUGUGUGCGCUCGCGCGCUCUUACGCUCACAGCCACGGUUCUGUUCCAAGAGAGAGAAAUCAGGGAGAGAAAACCAAUUACAGAGGAGAGAGAGAGAGAGUAGUUACGGAGUAUGUCUUGUUCUUUGACUUAAAAACAAAACCCUAAAGAGAGAGAGAGAGAGAGAGAGAGGUUUCUGCUUUUUAAAGACUAUUCCCAGUCCCAGUUGAUGAUAGAGAUUGGUUGAUGAAGAGCAGAAAGAAAAUUUUACGUGAGGAGAAGUAACAGAGGAGGGAAAGAUGAUUGAACAGAAAAGAAGCCCCAUCUCUAUUGAUCAAAGCAGCCACACUGCUUUUGCACCAAAACGACACAAGGCCGAUCUGUCUAUCUCCUCCAAGGAGACAAAAGAGAAGCUUGGCGAAAAAAUUGCGGCUCUGCAACAGCUUGUUUCACCAUAUGGGAAGACCGAUACAGCUUCUGUUCUUCUAGAGGCAAUGGAAUAUAUUACAUUUCUUCACGAACAAGUUACGGUGCUGAGUGCUCCAUACCUUCAGAGUAUUCCCACAGCUAAUAUGCAGGUGAGGAUUAGCUGGUGUAAUAGCCUUCAAUUUAAUCUUCAAGGAAAUCGAACCAUACAGUCUGCGGAGCAAAGGCUUAUGUCUGGUGCCAAUUUCAUGGACCAGCGGCGUUGAUAGCAGCAACGGUGCAGAUAUCUGGGCUCCCAUCAAGACCACCUCUCCCAAAUAUUAGACCAGCUGCCUUAGUUCAAUCACUUGUACAAUCCACAGUUAAGCAUCCAAAAAUGGGCUUUCAAGUUGGUAGAUUUGGUUGGUCGGGACAGCUUUCCAUUUCUUCAAAAGCAGGAUCCUUUUUUCAUGCAGUGGAUUUGUAGAGAGAGAGAGAGAGAGAGAGAGAGAGAGUCCAGACGAUUGCAAGUGUAUGACAAGUUUCCGGUAAGAUGUGAGUAGAUUAGAAACCCAGGUAUGCCAAAAUAAUGGAAUUGUUGAUAGGCUUUGAUGUUGUAGUUGAAGUUCCAAACCAAUGGUAUGAGAGUAUAGGGUAUGUAUUUUUCACUUAGUGAUAAUGUAAAUGACGGAAAAGGAGUUGUGUAAUAAUCAUAAUAGUUACUGAAAUAGAAUCCAAUUGAGAAUAUGGCUGCCAAGUUUAUGAAUUGAUGUUGCCAAAA
Rhododendron vialii is the source of this 1449-nucleotide messenger RNA. RefSeq names its product transcription factor bHLH153-like. Gene Ontology annotation, biological process: regulation of transcription by RNA polymerase II. The transcript has 6 exons. The coding region runs from base 563 to 955 and encodes 130 amino acids. Gene Ontology annotation, cellular component: nucleus. Gene Ontology annotation, molecular function: RNA polymerase II cis-regulatory region sequence-specific DNA binding; protein dimerization activity; DNA-binding transcription factor activity, RNA polymerase II-specific. The record is from RefSeq and is a predicted model, not a curated record. Lineage: Eukaryota; Viridiplantae; Streptophyta; Magnoliopsida; Ericales; Ericaceae.